Molecule: messenger RNA, 2168 nt
Organism: Glycine soja
Lineage: Eukaryota; Viridiplantae; Streptophyta; Magnoliopsida; Fabales; Fabaceae
Product: O-fucosyltransferase 30-like
Exons: 3
Coding region: 388-1893 (501 amino acids)
Source: RefSeq, a predicted model, not a curated record
GUGAGAGUCGGGCAAACAGAUAAUCCAGUUUCAAGCUUAACAUGACAUGAUGACAUAGGAGUAACCAGUGAAAUUUCAUGCACCGAUUUGGGGUUCUCAAUAACAAACUGCGUAAGAGAGGGUCUCACGAAAGGAAAGUGGCUCAUUUGCUCUGCUAGUUCUUCCGAAUCCGAUCUCACCAGUCACCACCCUUUAUCGAUAUCUAUCUCAAUUUGAGCCGUGAAUCAUCAUCGUCUACAUUCAUAAAAUCAUCACAAACCACUCUUCUCUCCGAAACGCAAUUCGACCAAGAAUUUGAAAGUUUCUGAUUAUGACUAAGCCCAAUUCUUCUCUGCAAACUUACCUGGAUGUGGGGAAUUUAUCACUGUGUAUCACGUUUGCAUUCCCAUGAACACUUUGAAUCCCAACCCACCAACCAGAAUGUUGUCUAAAAGAAAACCCCUUUACAGAUUUCCACUCAUUCCUGUUUUUGCCCUUGUCAUAUGCCUCUCCUUCUUGGUUUUGUAUCGCUACUAUGCAAAACCUGAUUCCCAGUUCAAUGGAUUGUCCAAAACUUCAACAAUGUCACAUGCCCCUCAAUGCUCCGGGCAAGCCCUCGCCUUAGGGGAGAAAUUCGUGUGGUAUGCGCCUCACAGCGGGUUCAGCAACCAGCUUUCGGAGUUCAAGAAUGCUGUUCUGAUGGCGGGGAUACUGAAUCGGACUUUGGUGGUUCCUCCCAUUCUGGAUCACCAUGCUGUUGCCCUAGGUAGCUGUCCGAAGUUUCGCGUAGUGGAUCCCAAGGAUGUUCGAAUUUCUGUUUGGGAUCAUGUGAUUGAGCUUGUCCAGAGUCGAAGGUAUAUCUCCAUUGCUGAAAUUAUAGAUGUCUCAUCAUUAGUUUCUCCCUCUCUUGUUCGAGUGAUUGAUCUUAGGGAUUUUGUGUCAAUAUGGUGUGGCAUCAGCUUAGAUUUGGCUUGCGUAAAAGAUACAAAGUUGCAGUCCUCUGUUUCUGAAAGCCUAAAACAAUGUGGAUCUCUGCUAGCUGGGCUCCAUGGUAGUAUUGAAAAGUGUAUAUAUGCCGUCAAUGAAGAUUGCAGAACUACAAUAUGGACUUUCCAUACAGAUGGCCAUGAAGACGGAAAGUUAGAUUCAUUCCAAGCGGAUGAACAACUGAAGCAAAAAAAGAAAAUAUCAUAUGUUCGGAGACGGAAAGAUGUAUUUAAGACUCUUGGACCUGGUUCUGAAGUUGAAUCAGCCUCACUGCUAGCAUUUGGAAGCCUGUUCUCUGCCGCAUACAAAGGUUCUGAACUAUAUGUUGAUAUUCAUGAAUCUCAUCAGGAUCAGAGGUUUCGAUCAUUGAUGGACAAGAUUAAACAUCUUCCAUUUGUCCCAGAAAUUAUGAUUGCUGGAAAGCAGUUCGUUAAAGAAACCAUAAAGGCUCCAUUUCUUUGUGCACAACUUAGACUGUUGGACGGGCAGUUUAAGAAUCAUCAAAAGGCUACCUUUCACGGAUUAAGGCAAAAAAUCGAAUCUUUGAGGAAGGAAGGCCCUCUACCCGUUCAUAUUUUUAUAAUGACUGAUCUUCCUGGAGAUAAUUGGACUGGUACUUAUUUAAGUGAUUUAAUUAGUGACAAACAUAACUAUAAGGUACAUUUCUUGAAAGAGAAUGAUAAGUUGGUUAGGCGAGCAGCCAUAAAACUCAUGGCAGCGGGUCAUGGACAGAGGUUCAUUUCAAAUUCAGAUAGUACAAUUAGUAAAAGGUAUUGUUCCAGUCAGAGACUACCAGAUCUACUUCUUUAUGUUGAGCAGACUGUAUGUAGCUGUGCAUCUCUUGGUUUUAUUGGAACUCCUGGAUCAACAAUUGCUGAAAAUAUAGAACUAAUGAGAAAAUUUGGCUCAAGCUCCCAGCAAUGUUGAUGGCUUUGUGGAAAAUAACUUAUGUUAAUAGGGUUUUGUGGAUUGAUGGGGUGAAAGUUCAAUCAUGUUUGUACCCAGGAGAUGAUUGAAUAAGCCAAGUUCUGAGUUAUCUAUUCUUUUCCCAAAUUUUGACGACUAGUCAGCUAUGCCAAACAUCAGUCAUUUCUUAGGAGACAGACACCCAAAUGUCAAGGGCAUUGUUCUUAUUUUUGGUAUGAAACUCUGCUAUGCAUAUUGUUUCCAAAAGGUUAAGGGUUGUUCAUCUUACUGCCUAA